Molecule: messenger RNA, 1128 nt
Organism: Trichobilharzia regenti
Lineage: Eukaryota; Metazoa; Platyhelminthes; Trematoda; Strigeidida; Schistosomatidae
Source: the annotation of a GenBank genome assembly
AUGUCUACGGAAUUGCCAAAUGUACCAAAUGUUAGUCAAAUCAAUCAAUAUGUAGUAAGAAUCCUAGGCCAAAACCCUGGGCCAAGAACCUUACAGGGUACAAAUUCUUAUCUUGUUGGUGAUCCGAAAUCUUCACGUGUACUUAUUGAUACUACAAUUCGUGGACCAAGUUUAUCAGUCUAUCUAAAUUGUUUAGAAAAAGAAUUCAGUCAAUGCACCAAUGGAUUACCAUUAUCUGCUAUAAUAAUUACACACUGGCAUCCAGAUCACUGUCAAGUUGUAGAAGAUGUACUGAAACUAGCAUAUCAUAACUCAUCGAAUAAUAUUCCAGUAUACAAAUGCUCUACUGGUCCAACUCUACUAUCCCUUGGAUAUUAUUCUGGACAAGUUACAAAUCUACAAGAUAAUGAUACAGUUCCAAUUGAUGUGCAGUCAAAUAGUGUUUGUUGUUUAAGAGCAAUACAUACACCAGGUCAUGCAACGGAUCAUUUAUGUUUCCUACUUGAAAAGGAUAAUCAACCAGUCUGUUUCUUUUCUGGUGAUUUAAUUCUAGGUCAUGGAAGUACAAUUGUUGAAAAUCUGGAUGAAUAUAUGACGUCUUUGCAUACAGUGAGAAGCAUUCUCUCUAAAAUAAACUCAAAUAAUCGUCAACAAUCGGUUACACUAUUACCAGGUCAUGGAUCAGAUGUGAAAGAUGCUUUGAAUAGAGUUAAUGAAUACAUUACAAAUCGAUUAAAUCGUAUUGAGAAAACUAAAAAGUAUUUUCUCGAUCAAUCGACGACUGAUAAAUGGCUCAAAGAAGGCGAUAUUCUCAGAUUUGUUUAUCCCAAUAUACCUGACAAUUUACGAUUUGAAGCAAUAAAUAAUUUACGACAAAGUUUAUUCUGGUUAAGUACUCAUAAUCCUUAUCAGAUAGCAACUGCUUCACUACCAUCAUCCAACAAUCUUCUUUGUCGUAUGACCAAUUCAAGUUCUGAGAACAUUUCUAUCACUAAGGAGGAAUUUUAUGCAAUGCUACACAGAGAAAUAGUCAAUAUUUGUUCAGUUUCUUCGGUACCAGUUAACAAUGAUUCUGUUAAAUCUUUACGUGGAGAAUGGGAAUGGAAAUGGAUUCAUACUAUGGAAUGA